Molecule: messenger RNA, 2517 nt
Organism: Saxophila tyrrhenica
Lineage: Eukaryota; Fungi; Ascomycota; Dothideomycetes; Mycosphaerellales; Extremaceae
Exons: 2
Coding region: 1-2517 (838 amino acids)
Biological process (GO): intracellular iron ion homeostasis; copper ion import; iron ion transport
Cellular component (GO): plasma membrane
Molecular function (GO): ferric-chelate reductase activity
Source: RefSeq, a predicted model, not a curated record
AUGCCUGCGAUCUCAGAGUUAUUGGCAAGGCGAGCGGGCAUUGUCUUAGACACGGCACGGGAUGCGGUCCAUAAUGCGGAGGAAGAGAUCCUGGAGGCUUUCCCUGCAUUGGACAAGAGGAUAGUCAUACCUUGCUGCAAUGCAAGUAGCCCCGAAGGACUGGUCGAAGCUGUGACCGUGGAUCCAUGGCAGAAGUCUGGCAAAUACGCUUUAGCAUGGGUAUACUUCUGUAUUAUCCUGCUUGUGCUGAUGACGGCGGUCAGGUGGUGGCAUUUCUGGCAUGAUAAGAUUCGGACUGCGAACCAAAAAGAGCGCUCUCAAGAGAUUGCAAAGAUGGAAUCACCACACACCGACCACGACCUGUCGGGCCUCAGCUCGAGCCGAUCAACGACGAAAUUCUUCCCGAAAGAAGGACCUCUGCCAGGUCAGAACGAACACGAGCCCGCAAAGUCCUGGACCAGCUAUCCCAUCAACGCCACGAUUGCGUUGUUCCGCUUCGCUUUCUAUCAUCCACUUCCGAGCAUCCGAAUAUGGAAGGGCUGGCGACCUAUCGUAUUUCCGUCACCAGGAGUCAUCGUGGUGGUUUUAGCAGCAUUGGCGCUUGUGGUGCUAUACACCUUCAUCCCACAACCGCUGUUCUGGCAGAGCAUCCGCUUCGGCUCACCACCCGUCGCCAUACGAUCUGGCAUGCUCGCGGUGGCGAUGAUGCCAUGGAUCAUCGCACUCAGCAUGAAAGCCAACUUCAUCUCGAUGUUGACGGGCGUUGGACACGAGAGGCUCAAUGUGCUUCAUCGAUGGGCGGCGUACAUCUGCCUGCUGCUGUCGUUGAUACACACUAUUCCUUUUUACGUCACUCCAAUCUACGACCGCGGCGGAAUGGCUGUCUUCAAGUCUUUCUUCGCCAACCAGCACGUCUACGUCUACGGAACGGGCGUCGCGGCGCUUGUACCAUUGAUCUUCCUUUGCGUGCACUCGCUGCCACCACUCCGUCGCAGGUUCUACGAACUAUUUGUUAUGAUCCAUGUACCAAUCUCGAUUGUUCUGCUCGGCAUGCUCUUUUGGCACUGCCACAACUACCUCACAUCAUGGAACUACCUCUUCGCAACUGUGGCUAUCUGGGUUGCCUCCUAUUUGACUCGGUUAUUCUACCUCAACUGGAUGAAUCCAUUCCGCAUGUCCUGGCUUGUCGGCGAUGAAGCGGCAGUCACACUUUUGCCAGAAAAUGCGAUCAAGGUCACGGUCCCUACCCAGGUCAAGUGGAAGCCGGGCCAAUACGUUUACCUCAGGAUGCCCGGAAUCUCGGUCUUCGAGAACCACCCGUUCACGAUCGCUUCAUUAUGCAGCGAUGACUUCCCAUCCGCUUACGGCGAGCAAUACAGAGACAUGGUCGUUGUCUUUCGACCUUUCGGAGGCUUCACGAAGAAGGUGUUGGAGACCGCGCUGGAGCACGGCCCUUGGCGCACGUAUCGAGCAUUCUUGGAUGGGCCAUACGGCGGCAUGCGCAGAAGUAUGGACUCGUUCGAUCAUGUUGUGAUGAUCGCGGGAGGAAGUGGCAUCACAGCAGUAGUGUCACAAUUACUGGACCUGAUCAAGCGGAUGCGGGACGGCAAAGCGGUCACAAAGACCGUUCAGCUGGUGUGGGCGCUGAAGAGGCCAGAGACGAUGGAGUGGUUUAAAGAAGAGCUCAGGAUCUGCAGGGAGUUUGCACCGCCGAAUGCCGUCCAAUGCCAAUUCUUCAUCACUGCAGCGAAGCGGCAAGCUGGCACCGGCACGAUUGUCAGCGCUCAGACCCCCGGGAGACCUGUCAGCAUGGUCUUCCACGACAAAGUGAACGACAUGUUCCAGAACAUCGCGAGCAACAGGUUCUCGGUCAACUCAUCUCACCGCAACUCUGCGCUCAUCCGAGAUGAAGCAAAAGGCGACCCAGAGCGCGAAAAGCAGCUUCGCGAUGAGGACACGGAUCGGUUGCGACCACUACCCGAAGCUCACUACAAAACGGCUCGAGCACCAUCGCCCUCACCAUCAUCAUACCCUCCUAGCCCCAACCUGACCGUCCCCAACGGCCUCGGCAUCAUGGACAUGCCUCACAUGCCACCCCACCCCACCCUCCACGAGAAACGCCGCUCCCGCGCCAUCACCCUCGACAUUACCGACGCCCGCCAAUCGCAAGCCACACAAAUGGACCAGCUCUCCGCCAUGCAGAACCCGCAGCAAUUCGACUUCGGCUUUCCCUCCACACCCACCGAGUUCCAGAAGAAUCUCAUGCGCUUCGCCUUCAUGCCUGCCGCAGUGAAAGCCAAGAAGAGCGGCUGGAGCACUGAAUGGGGUCGUCCAGAUAUCCCGUACAUGCUGCGGGAUAUGAGCAAUGACUGGACGGGACGGCGGACGUGCGUGUUCGUGUGCGGACCGCCGACGAUGCGGGUGGAUGUGAGCAAUACGAUUGCGGAGCUGCAGAAGAUGGUGUUGCGUGGUGAGAAGGAUGAGAUUUUCUUGCAUACGGAGAAUUAUGCGCUGUGA